UUUGUCUCAACCUGAAAAUCAAUAAUUUUAACUAAAUAUGUCCAUACAGUGACUCUAUGAAAUCGAACUUAAUUAAAUGUAUGUCCAUCAGAAUUUAAUGCUAUUUAAAAAAAUUAAUAACUAUGGCUGAUCAAUCUUCUAUUUUGGCCAUUGUGAUUCUGGCUGUAGGAGUCACGGUUCAUUUUUCCCUUCAUAAAGUAGAAGAAGGACAUGUUGGUGUUUAUUAUCGGGGUGGAGCUUUAUUACCAGUUACAAGUCAAGCUGGUUUUCACAUGAUGAUACCACUUCUAACAUCAUACAAAGCCAUUCAGACAACUUUACAAACUGAUGAAGUUAAAAAUGUUCCUUGUGGCACAAGUGGUGGGGUGUUGAUUUAUUUUGAAAGGAUUGAGGUAGUCAAUAAGCUGGAGCCACAAAGCGUACUAGAUAUGGUGCGCAACUUCACAGCUGAAUAUGACAGGACUCUUAUUUUCAAUAAAGUGCACCAUGAACUGAAUCAAUUCUGUAGUGCCCAUACCUUGCACGAGGUAUACAUUGAUUUGUUUGAUCAAAUCGACGAGAAUUUACGGACAGCAUUGCAAAAGGAUCUUCAUGAAAUGGCUCCAGGUUUAAGGGUUCAAGCUGUUCGCGUCACAAAACCAAAAAUCCCAGAAUCAAUCAGGAAAAAUUACGAACUUAUGGAAGCUGAGAAAUCUAAACUACUUAUUGCAGCCCAACAUCAGAAAGUUGUUGAAAAAGAAGCAGAGACAGCAAGGCGCAAGGCUAUAAUUGAAGCAGAAAAAGAGGCCCAUGUAGCAAAAAUACAAUAUGAACAAAAAAUCAUGGAGAAGGAAUCUCUACAGAAAAUUGAACUCAUUGAAGACAGUAUUCACAAGGCCAAACAACAGACAAAGGCAGAAGCUGACUUUUACCACCUCAAAAAACAGGCUGAAGCCAAUAAACUUCUUCUGACUCGGGAAUAUUUGGAGUUGAAGAAAUAUGAAGCGCUCUCCAACAAUAAUAAGAUUUACUUUGGAAGUGAUAUACCCAACAUGUUCUUACAAGCAAAUGUUGGUGAAAGUGUUCCCAUUUUAAAAGGUGUAAAAGUUGAGUGAACUUCGCCUUAUUUGUCAAGAUAAAAAAUGUACUUGCAUUUUGUAUAUCUUGCACACAUACAAAAGCAGAUCUUUGUAUGGUAUAUUAAUCUUAAUUGCUGUUGUAUAAUAAAUAAUUGUAGUUUCAAGAAGCAGUCAUAUCAUAUAUCACUGUUUCUUGUUUGAAUUAAAGAAUAUUAAAAGAUGUAAACAACAUUUGUAUCAAGUGUUGAGACAUAAAAUUGAUAUUCAUUUUAAAAUUUUGACUGAUGUUUUCAUAGUUGGAUGUAAGUAAUUACUUUUUAUGUAAUAAAAUAACUGUCUGCUGUAAA
This is a messenger RNA of Bombyx mandarina (wild silkworm), 1405 nucleotides long. RefSeq names its product erlin-2. Gene Ontology annotation, molecular function: ubiquitin protein ligase binding; cholesterol binding. The record is from RefSeq and is a predicted model, not a curated record. Gene Ontology annotation, cellular component: endoplasmic reticulum; endoplasmic reticulum membrane. Gene Ontology annotation, biological process: SREBP signaling pathway. NCBI's taxonomy places the organism in Eukaryota, Metazoa, Arthropoda, Insecta, Lepidoptera, Bombycidae.